Molecule: messenger RNA, 1716 nt
Organism: Exophiala aquamarina CBS 119918
Lineage: Eukaryota; Fungi; Ascomycota; Eurotiomycetes; Chaetothyriales; Herpotrichiellaceae
Exons: 1
Coding region: 1-1716 (571 amino acids)
Source: RefSeq, a predicted model, not a curated record
AUGAUUUAUUACUAUCAUGAUAUUGACGAUAAGUGUCAGCCACCUAAAUACGACGAAGAGUACGAUGUCAUUGUUGUUGGUACUGGAGCAGCAGGCCUGACAGCUGCCUUAACUGCUACUCUUUCAGGGCGUCAAAAAGUUCUCGUCACUGAAAAGACAAAAUGGUUUGGUGGGACAUCGGCAUACUCAGGAGGAGCUCUUUGGGUUCCCAUGAAUCACGUUGCAUCAGCCGCAGGCUUGAAGGAUUCGGCGGGAAAAGCUGAACUAUACCUUCGGAACUACCUGAAGGAAGACUACGAAGAUGUCAAGCCUAUGGUGUCUGCAUAUCUGGAAUCAGCUCCGGCGAUGGUCAGGUUCUUGGAAGACAAUUCCGCAACAAAGUUCGUGGCUGCACCAACCCCGGACUACUACAUGGAACUUGAGGGUGCUUGCAAGGCGGGAAGGACAGUAUUGAAUGCUCCAUACGACGGCCGUAGGCUAAGAAGCAUGGUGAAGCAGAUAAGGUAUCCUCUACAGGGCUACUGCGCCUUCGGUUCAUUGCAGGUCGAUCUCCUUGCACUGAAUACUUGGAGACAGCCGUUCAGGAAAUGGCAAAACUUUUCAGCGGUUACUAAAGGAGUCCUUCGAUACGCUUCUGACCGAGUGCGAUGGGGCAAAGGUACUGAGCUAUGUAACGGCAAUGCGCUAGUUGGACGGCUGGUUGAGAAGGCUAUACAAUCUGGUAUACAGCUCUGGAACAACGCGCCAGCUGUACAGCCUCUGCUGGAGAAAGGCCGAGUCGUGGGAAUGGUGAUCAGCAAAGACGGCCGAGAAGUAAAAGUCCGGGCGAGGCGAGGAGUAAUUCUCGCAAGUGGUGGAUUUGCACGGUCCAGCGAACUCAGCCGUAAAUAUCUAUCGAAUCCAGAUUGGACGAUCAGCCCUCGCGGUAACGUGGGUGACGGGAUGCGAUUUGGCCUCGCAAGUGGAGGAAACUUACCUGCUCCUCUUGGUGAAAAUGCCGCUCUAUGGUCGCCUAUUUCCAUACUUCGUUCUCCGAAAGGGCCUGCUCGAUCAUAUCCUCACUUUGCUACAGCCAUCACGAAGCCAGGUUCCAUCAUGGUCGACAGCGAUGGUAAAAGAUUUGCAAACGAAGCAGCUUCAUACCAGGAUCUAGGCCGUGCGACCCACGAAGCUGGUAUCCGGGUGUCAUACUUAAUUGGAGAUAAACGUCACCUUCGAAACUAUGGAAUGGGGAUGGCAUUGCCUGGAGGCUACCCUAUCAAGCAUCUUAUCAAACGUGGCUAUCUAAUUACGGCUUCUAGUAUUCCUGCCCUUGCACAAAGGAUCGGGAUAGAUCCCACUAACCUAUCUGCGACUAUUGAGCGAUUCAACAACUUCGCUCGUAAUGGCAAAGAUGACGAUUUUGGUCGGGGACAAGGGUCAUUUGAUCAAGCCUACGGUGAUUUCGAGAUCAAGCCAAAUCCGAGCCUUGCACCCAUUGAGAAGAGCCCAUUCUAUGCGCUGACUCUUUACUCUGGAAAUGGGAUCACCAUGUACGGAUUAGAUACGAACAAGGAUGGGCAGGUCUUGAAGGCGUCGGGUGAACCAGUUCCUGGUCUAUACGCCAUAGGUGCCGACUCGAAUCAUUUCUUGAAAGGGCGUUAUCCUUCUGGCGGGUUGACGUUGGGGCCAUCAAUGGUGUUUGGGUAUCGCGCAGGUCUUCAUAUUGUAAAGUAG